CAGAGGUGGGGGAGGAUCUGCAGAAAUAAGGCGUGGGCACUACCCGGCCCGAAUAUCUGGACAGGAGGCAAGACUCAAUGACCUCUAGCGGACGAGGCCUCCUGGGGGGAGCACGGUGCGUGCGUGCGUGCGUGCGUGCGUGCGUGUGUGUGUGUGUGUGCUGUGUGUGUUUUGCACGCUUUCGCCGGCCCUCCAGGGGGCGGUAACGUGACUCUCCUCCCGGAAGUGCUUCGGCCUGCGAUUACGCAGAAGGAGGUUACCAGAGCAUAUACGCGGUUGCCAAGGCCACCAGGAGAGGGAAAGCUUGCUUAACUGUCGGAAAUUCAGUACCCCCACCCCUCAACUCUGGGACAGGGGAAAUCUCGCGCAUGCGUACUGUAGGCCCUGGAACCCGUUCUUUCUCCCCCCCCCUUCGAGCUAUGAGAAACUUCGCCUUAGACUAACCUCUACGCAGGCGCAGAAACCCAUCUCGCCCCCUCCUUUACCAUCGGACGCAAGCGCACAAAGCCGCGCUGGCAACCUCCGCAGUGGCCGCGAGCACCCUACACUCGUCUGGCUGCUUUUUUUCCCCGCGCACCUUUUCAGGCCCUCCGCGAGGUCGGCUCUUCUCUUCCGCUCUCAGCAUCGAUAGAGCCAGGUGUCGAGAGCCGGGACCCCGCCCCCCUUCCGGUAUCUCUUCCCCUAACCCACUUCGCCUGUGUCCUCCCUCCCUUUCGGUUCUCGAAGCCGGAAGGAGCCGAAGCUGCGACGGAAAAAACCGAAGUUGUGCAGUGCGAGGCUUUCCCGAAGCCGUGGCGGAAGGAGCCGAAGUUGUCCGGAAGGGGAGGAGUGAGCGAGUGGAAUCUCCGUAAAGAGCCGAAGCUUGGAAUAGAGCUUAAUCUGGAGGGGCUGGAGGGCAAGCGCUGGAAACCUUCGGAAAGGGCCGAAGGCUGGGACGGUUAGGGUUGUCGGAACUGGCCGACUGCUUGAACAAGGCCGGCGAGGAGAGAGGCGGAUCUCUAAGUCAAAGACUGGGACGGUUUGAAUUAUCGGAAGAAGCCGAACCCUUACAGGGGGCUGGGCGCAGAGGAACGCGAGGACCCACGGAAAUCUCCGAACGUUAAGGCGCUAAUCUCUGAAAAGUUACCGAAACUUGGGAAACCGGCGAAACCCCUGCUUCGGGUAUUUCCGGAGGCAGCUUCCGCCUGCCCACUACCAUCCGCCUGCCGACUAGGUCUACCAUCCGGGAAUAGCCGACGGGCUUCGGAGCCAGGCUCGGGGGAGUAGGGCAGCUUGCGCGGGGGGCGGGCGGGUGGGGAGAGGGGGCGGAGCCGGGGCGGGGCGGGCCGCCGUGGGUUUGAUUAGGUAGGCGACGGAGCUCCGGCGGCGGCCGGAAGUAGCCGAAGCCAGCGGCGGAAGUAGCCGAAGCGGCCGGAGCGGGCGGGCGGCAAGGCGAGGCAAGAGCUGCACAGGGCCCUACGCGGCCACCUCAGCAUGUCGGACUUCGACGAGUUCGAGCGGCAGCUCAACGAGAAUAAACAAGAGCGGGACAAGGAGAACCGGCACCGGAAACGCAGUCAUAGCCGCUCUAGAAGCCGGGACCGCAAACGCCGGAGUCGGAGCCGGGAUCGGCGCAACCGAGACCAGCGCAGUGCCUCCCGGGACAGGCGGCGACGAAGCAAACCUUUGACCAGAGGCGCUAAAGAGGAGCACGGUGGAUUGAUUCGUUCCCCCCGACAUGAGAAGAAGAAGAAGGUUCGUAAAUACUGGGACGUACCACCACCCGGCUUUGAGCACAUCACCCCAAUGCAGUACAAGGCCAUGCAAGCUGCGGGUCAGAUUCCAGCUACUGCCCUUCUCCCCACCAUGACCCCUGAUGGUCUGGCUGUGACCCCAACGCCGGUGCCCGUGGUUGGGAGCCAGAUGACCAGACAAGCCCGGCGCCUCUACGUGGGCAACAUCCCUUUUGGCAUCACUGAGGAGGCCAUGAUGGAUUUCUUCAAUGCCCAGAUGCGCCUGGGGGGACUGACCCAGGCCCCUGGCAAUCCGGUCUUGGCUGUGCAGAUUAACCAAGACAAGAAUUUUGCCUUUUUGGAGUUUCGCUCAGUGGAUGAGACUACCCAGGCCAUGGCUUUUGAUGGCAUCAUCUUCCAGGGCCAGUCACUGAAGAUUCGCCGGCCUCAUGACUACCAGCCAUUGCCUGGCAUGUCGGAGAACCCCUCUGUCUAUGUGCCUGGAGUUGUGUCCACAGUGGUCCCUGAUUCUGCCCACAAACUGUUCAUUGGAGGCUUACCCAACUACCUGAAUGAUGACCAGGUAAAAGAACUGCUGACAUCGUUUGGGCCUCUCAAGGCCUUCAACCUGGUCAAGGACAGUGCCACAGGGCUCUCCAAGGGCUAUGCCUUCUGUGAGUACGUGGACAUCAACGUCACAGAUCAGGCUAUUGCGGGGCUGAAUGGGAUGCAGCUGGGUGACAAGAAGCUGCUUGUCCAGAGGGCGAGUGUGGGCGCCAAGAAUGCCACGCUGGUGAGCCCCCCGAGCACCAUCAAUCAGACACCUGUGACCCUGCAAGUGCCAGGCCUGAUGAGCUCUCAGGUGCAGAUGGGUGGCCACCCAACUGAGGUCCUGUGCCUCAUGAACAUGGUGCUGCCUGAGGAGCUGCUGGAUGAUGAGGAGUAUGAGGAGAUUGUGGAGGACGUGCGAGAUGAGUGCAGCAAGUACGGGCUGGUCAAGUCCAUCGAGAUUCCCCGGCCCGUGGAUGGUGUUGAGGUGCCCGGCUGUGGAAAGAUCUUUGUGGAGUUCACCUCUGUGUUUGACUGCCAGAAAGCCAUGCAGGGCCUAACUGGCCGCAAGUUCGCCAACAGAGUGGUUGUCACGAAAUACUGUGACCCCGACUCUUACCACCGCAGGGACUUCUGGUAGAGGCGGCUGGGGGAGGAUGGGGGCAGGGCUGGCUGGGGGCUUCUCCCACCCCCCCACCCCCCCCUUUUCCCCCUCUGAAGAUGAUGGGCAGAGGAGUGACAGCCGAAUGACAGCCGGCAGCAACUGGAAUGGCAGCAAUUAAGGGGGGGGGGUGGGUGGCGGGUGGGGGUUGGGGCAGGGAGGGGACUGGGGAAGUGCACACAGGCCCACACAGACACAUGCACCCACACAGACACAGAGGGAAGGGGUUGGGAUGGGGACCGGGUGCACAGCAGGGCGGGUAGGACCCCCAUGGCCCCUCCCAAAACAGCCUCCUUCUCCCUUAUGCCCCUUUUCUACCCCCCCCUUCCCUAUGGUAGGAACAUAGCGUGUUUAUAUUUUAUGGCCAAACUAUUUUGAAUUUUGUUGUCUGGCCCUCAGUGCCCUGCCCUCUCCCUUUGCAGGACCACAGCUCCUGUCCUCUGGCUUCUGGUCCUCCCUGGUCUCUGCCUUGGUUUCUUAAGUAGUUGGUUCUCUCCUCUUUAGUCUUCCCUUAUCUGCUCCCAGCCCUGUGGCCCCUGUCCCUCUCCUCCUCUCUGUGGCAGUUUCAUAUUUGCUAAGACGAAUUUGCUCAUUAAACAUUUUGUUGUAUUUUACUUUA
Castor canadensis (American beaver) is the source of this 3541-nucleotide messenger RNA. It is a transcript of the gene U2af2, whose product is annotated as U2 small nuclear RNA auxiliary factor 2. Gene Ontology annotation, biological process: mRNA processing. The record is from RefSeq and is a predicted model, not a curated record. Gene Ontology annotation, cellular component: nucleus. Gene Ontology annotation, molecular function: RNA binding. Lineage: Eukaryota; Metazoa; Chordata; Mammalia; Rodentia; Castoridae.